UUCGAUGUCGACACCAUCGUUUGGGGCGCGUGCGCGGCCGACCGGAGAACACAUCGCCGCCUCCAGGGGAUGGUGGUACUCCAACAACUGGUCGGACUCGACGCCCCCCUUGCCUGCACUCUAUUCUCCACGCUACGCGGUCCGCUCUCGCUCCCGUCGCGUGCCGCCAGGGCUGUAAGCCGCCGACUAGCUCCGGGGGGGUGGGGGACGCCUGCGAUGUGGCAGCUCGGCGGCCACCGACUCCUCGCGCCGGCGGUGGGGCUCAGGGCCACCUCCACGGCCGCGGUGUCGUCGUGCAGGGCCGUGAUGUUACCGCGGUUCGGUGGGCCCGAGGUCCGCGAGGUGCGUCCGGCCGUCGGCGUCCCAAGUCUAAAGCCGCGGGACGUGCUUGUCCGCUCCCGCGCCGUCUCCAUCAAUCCCCUGGACUUGCGGAUGCGAUCUGGUUAUGGCUGUUCCAUUUUUGAACCACUUUUGCCUCUAAUUAUUGGUCGUGACAUUAGCGGUGAAGUUGCAGCUGUUGGAACUUCAGUUUCUUCACUGACUGUUGGUCAAGAAGUUUUCGGUGCACUACAUCCAACAGCUGUUAGGGGUACUUAUGCAGAUUAUGCCAUUCUCUCAGAAGAUGAGUUGACACUUAAACCACCUUCAGCAACACGUGGAAUACUUGGGGACAUCUAUGGACCAUGGUACAUCUUAGAAAACUUUGUGAUUGUGCAGGAUGCAAGUGCAAUACCAUUUGCUGCACUGACAGCUUGGCGUGCUUUAAAAAGUACAGCUCGAAUAACUAAUGGUCAAAGGUUGUUAGUACUAGGUGGGGGAGGAGCAGUUGGACUAGCUGCAAUUCAGAUUGCAGUCGCCGCGGGGUGCAGUGUAUCAGCUACGUGUGGAAGCCAGAGCAUUGAGCGAGUUUUGGCAUUUGGUGCUGAACAAGCCAUUGAUUAUACUGCUGAGGACAUAGAAGUUGCAAUUAAAGGACAGUUCGAUGCUGUUCUUGACACUAUAGGUGUACCUGAAACUGAGAGAACAGGAAUCAAUCUUCUGAAGAAAGGUGGACACUAUAUGAUGCUACAGGGAGAAACAGCUUCUUUAGCUGAUAAGUAUGGGUUGGUCAUUGGUAUUCCUGCUGCCACUACUAUUUUGUUAAAGAAGCAACUUCAGUAUCGAUAUUCUCAUGGAAUAGAGUACUGGUGGACGUACAUGAGGGCUGAUGCUGAAGGUUUAGACGAGUUCCGCAGGCUUUCAGAAGCCGGGAAGCUGAAGAUACCUGUGGAGGAAACAUUCCCCAUUGCCAAAGUUAGAAAAGCUCAUGAGGUGAAAGAGAAAAGAAUUAUACCUGGCAAGGUGGUUUUAGAAGUAGACUGAACACCACCCCAGAAACAUACUUUCUGCUCAAAAUGAAUUCUCAAGCCCUUAUUUUCUUUCUUCUCGUUUAUAGUUGGUCAAAAUGUAAUCAAAUCAAAUAUUUAAUUUAGGAAUCAAUUUUUAUUUUCU
Molecule: messenger RNA, 1491 nt
Organism: Musa acuminata subsp. malaccensis (wild Malaysian banana)
Lineage: Eukaryota; Viridiplantae; Streptophyta; Magnoliopsida; Zingiberales; Musaceae
Source: RefSeq, a predicted model, not a curated record